Phacochoerus africanus (Common warthog) is the source of this 2616-nucleotide messenger RNA. RefSeq names its product peroxisomal biogenesis factor 10 (gene PEX10). Bases 6 to 1139 code for a protein of 377 amino acids. The transcript is spliced from 5 exons. The record is from RefSeq and is a predicted model, not a curated record. NCBI's taxonomy places the organism in Eukaryota, Metazoa, Chordata, Mammalia, Artiodactyla, Suidae. Gene Ontology annotation, cellular component: peroxisomal membrane. Gene Ontology annotation, molecular function: zinc ion binding. Gene Ontology annotation, biological process: protein import into peroxisome matrix.
GCGCCAUGCCGAGCCGGAGCCCCGGCCGUCAUCCGGCGCCGCCACGUGGGCGUGGCCGUCUCCGUGUCGCCGAGGCCGCAGGUCCCUUCGACUCCGCGAUGGCUCUCACGGCCGCCAGCCCCCCAGAGGUGGUCCGUGCGGCGCAGAAGGACGACUACUACCGCGGCGGGCUGCGGAGUGCGGCGGGCGACGCCCUGCACAGCCUGGCGGGUGCGAAGAAGUGGCUGGAGUGGAGGAGAGAGCUCGAGCUGGUGUCGGAUGUAGCCUACUUCGGCCUCACCACACUUGCAGGCUACCAGACCCUUGGGGAAGAGUACGUCAGCGUCGUCCAGGUGGACCCGUCCCAGAGCCGAGUGCCCUCCAGGCUGCGCCGCGGGAUCCUGGUGGCUCUGCACACCGUCCUGCCCUACGUGCUGGACAAGGCCCUGCUCCACUUGGAGCACGAGCUGCAGGUGGCCGGCGACAGCACCCGGCCCACGCAGGGCAGCCUGGCGCCCGCUGCACGCAGCCAGUCAGCCCCGAGGCGCUGGGUGCGCAGGCGGACGGCCACCCUGACGGAGCAGCAGCAGAGGGCGCUCCUGCAGGCCGCAGGGGUGCUCAGGCAGGUCCUCGGCUGCCUCCGGCGGCUCCACGUUGCCUGGUUCUACAUCCAUGGUGCCUUCUACCACCUGGCCAAGAGGUUCACUGGCAUCACUUAUCUCCGCGUGCGCCGCCCGCCUGCCGAGGACCCCAGGGUGCGCACCGGCUACAGGCUGCUGGGGCUGCUGUCUCUGCUGCACCUGGCACUGUCCACGGGCCUGCAGCUCUACGGCUCCCGGCAGAAGCAGCGCGCCCGGCAGGAGUGGAAGCUGCACCGCGGCCUGUCCCACCGCAGGAGCCAUGUGGACGAGAGAGUGGUCAGCACCGCGUCCCUGUGCACGCUGUGCCUGGAGGAGCGCAGACACGCCACCGCUACGCCCUGCGGCCACCUCUUCUGCUGGGAGUGCAUCACCCACUGGAGUGACACCAAGGUGGAUGCCGAGGCAGGCCUCCCGCAGGGGCGGGAGCGGGGCCACGUGUGGGGCCAGGCUCCACGGGAGCAGACGGGCUGGCUCUCGUGGCUCCACUGCAAAAGGCCUCUGGCUGCCCGCUCAGAGUAAGGGCUGUCUGCACAGCCUUGACACCAUGGGUGUGAAGCCCACCAAGUCCAGUGACCAGAGCAAGUGGCUGUGCCACCCCACCUUCCCCCCCCGGACCCCCUGGGCCUAGACCCUGCCGGCCUGUUCCCACGCAGGUGUUUUCCCAGUUCCAGGCCGCUCUGCAGGGGGUGCCAAGCAGAGCGGGCCUCCCUGGGCCCGGCCCUUCCCAGGGGUGAGAGGGACCCGGUCCUGAGGGGUGGACAGAGGACACGGGGUUCACUCCCUCAAACUCCUGAGCCUCUCAGGAUAGCCAUCAUCUGUCCCAGGUCGCUGUCCCUGCUCUGCUCCCCGGGGUUGAGGCCUUCAGGUUUUGCAGCGACCCCUAAAAUAUCAUUGGAGAUGCUGGUGGGGGCGGGCCUGGGGCUCAGCUGACACGGCGGUGACCCCUCCUCCCCCAGGCGGAGUGUCCCCUCUGCAGGGAGAAGUUCCUUCCCCAGAAGCUCGUGUACCUGCGGCACUACCGCUGAGCCGGCGGCCGGAGGAGGGGUUCGUUCUCGAGGUUGGUUUGACUUGCGCAGAAAUCCUAGACUCUCGCACCUUCUGUUCUUUGUCACAUGAGAUACUGUGCCAGCUGCUUGGGAGGACAACGCCGGCCCUGGCAGUGAACUGGCUAACCCAGGUCCUCCAGACAGGUUCGGACAUGGCCUCCGUGGCUCGCCAGCCCUGGUCUGCAGGGCCAGCGCGCCUGGGUCACUCAGCUCCCCUCCCUUCCCCAGGCCAGUCACUGCGCGGGAAGGUUCAACACCAGGCGUGGGAGAGGCCGGCCUCGCAGGCCAGGACUGUGCGCGAGCAGGGAACCAGCAGCUCACCCCCAGGUGUGGUGGUCCGCAGGGCAGGGAGCCGCUGCUGGCCGAGCACGGCUGCUCUUGGGAGCCCUUCCUGCCGCCCGACACGCUCACAGGUGUGCCAGGUUCGUUUCCCGUCCUGGCCUCACGGCACAAAGGCUCUCCUCCUGCUGGGAGGGCCCAGUGGGCUGGCCUUGCCCAGAGGCCAGCUGCCCACAACAGGUCACUACUGCGUCCCGCCCACUUCCUGUCACCUCCGUUCUUUUCAGUUUUUAAAACUACACAACUGAUGCCAGGGGUAGGACUCUGCCCUGCGCCGCCCACAGAGGUGCCGAAACGGUCACGGCCCAGCGAACGGACACCCGCAGGGGAGGCCUCCCAGAGGCCCGCCUCAGUGCCAGGCCGCCGUGACCACAGCCCCGCCACAGACAGGCAGGAGCCUCCGGGGGCCCAGAACCACUUCUGCUCCCCAAGUGCAGGCCCUUUCCCUUCACGUCUUAGGCUUGAGUGUUCACUAUGGAAACUGAAAAACAGGCAGAGGCACCUCGAGUGCUGCAGUGUGGUGGUAAAAGUGCCGACUGGAGGGAGUUCCCGUCAUGGUGCAGUGGUUAACGAAUUUGACUAGGAACCAUGAGGUUGUGGGUUCGACCCCU